Zasmidium cellare ATCC 36951 is the source of this 1002-nucleotide messenger RNA. RefSeq lists its product as uncharacterized. Lineage: Eukaryota; Fungi; Ascomycota; Dothideomycetes; Mycosphaerellales; Mycosphaerellaceae. The transcript has 2 exons. The record is from RefSeq and is a predicted model, not a curated record. The coding region runs from base 1 to 1002 and encodes 333 amino acids.
AUGGCAACCACUUCCUACACCUACUCCGGACCGAGUUCCGCUACAGUCCUUGGUCCCCUCACGACCACUUGGACACCGCCAGCUGCCUGUAACGUUGCCAUCGUCGAGUGUCGGUCCUCGUGCGCAAAGGGCUUUCAGGGGCAGCAAUGCGUAUCUGGCCUUCCUGGCGCGGGAUGUAGCGACGCGACUACCUGUUGGCCGACUGUCACAGUCAAAUCUGUCUCCUUCCCACUAGGUGGAUUCGGGUUCUAUUCGCCUGGUACGAUAUGUCCGUCAGGCUACUCGUCCGCUUGUAGCGCAACGUCAGGCGGUACGUCACAAUGGUCCCAGCAGUUCACAAUGAGAGCGAAUGAGACCGCUGUAGGCUGCUGUCCGAGCGGCUUUGGAUGCGCGUGGGUCAAAGGAUACCAAAGCUGUUACAGCUACGCAAGCUCGGGCGCCAGUGUGGCUCUUGGAACUUGCGAUCGCGGGACCACGCAGCAGUUUUCCUACAUGACGCUUCCCAAUGGCGGGACAACGGUUGUGCAAGAGUCGACAACAAAUGUGGUCAAUGGCAUGGAGACAUUCACUGUGCAAGCACCCCUGGUGGAGAUCCGGUGGAGGCAUCGAGAUCUACCUGCGACUGCGACCAGCUCAGAGGCGCCCUCGAACACCGCGUCCAUCGCACCCACCUCUACCCCCGACUCCUCGUCUGGUCUUUCGACCGGCGCAACAGUCGCCAUCGCCGUCGUCAUUCCCGUGGUCGUGAUCGCUGCAUUUGCGGCGGCUUUUUUCGUCCGGAGGAACCGAAAGAAGAAGAAGAGCCCUGUGCAGACCCAAAACCUGCUAGAGUUGGAUAACGAUCGUUCAGACGACAAGAAUAUAUCAUAUUCAGAUCAGAUGCCAGCGGGUCAUGCGAUUCAAGAGAUGGGUGCAGACAAUAGGCGGCAUGAGAUAGGGGCAGAGGAGCGCAGAUACGAGCUGGCAGAUAACAUCCCUGUCGCUCGUGAAGCAAAGCCCUGA